Coregonus sp. 'balchen' is the source of this 5049-nucleotide messenger RNA. Lineage: Eukaryota; Metazoa; Chordata; Actinopteri; Salmoniformes; Salmonidae. The record is from the annotation of a GenBank genome assembly.
GGUACGGCCAUGCCACCCCCCAGCACGGAUGGAGGAAGGUUUUCUGCAUUGCCCUUACGCCCUGCUGAUCCCUCUCACCCUGGUCAUGUUCCAGAGCCUGGGCGGAGCGCAUCAACACCCUGGUGCGCUACCUGCUCACCGCCUGAAAAAAGUGCCUUGGCAUUGCGGCGCACCGAGGUCUCCAUGGUCAACAUGGUGGCCAUUGGCUUCAUCUCCUGCAUGAGCACGCUGUGCAUUGGAAACCACCCCUCCCUUUUCCUACUUCGAGGGAUGGAGCUUCUUCCACGCCUACUACUACUGCUUCAUCACGCUCACCACCAUCGGCUUCGGGGGGCUACGUGGCACUGCAGAAGGAUCACGCUCUGCAGACCAACCCAAAAUACGUGGCCUUCUGCUUCAUCUACAUUCUCACCGGCCUGACCGUGAUCGGAGCCUUCCUCAACCUGGUCGUGCUGCGCUUCAUGACCAUGAACGCGGGGGGACGAGAAGCGGGACGCCGAGCAGCGCGCCAUCCUUUUCCCCGGGAAAGGCCAGGUGGGGAGGCCACAAAACCCCCUGCGCAGCGCCCCCGACUUGCCCUCCUCCUCCUCAGCUGCCUCAGGGUGUGGUGGGGGAGGAGGGGGAGGAGGGGAGGCCCCGGUAACAGUGGUAUGGGGGGAGCGGGAGGGGGCUGCGUAACGUGUACGCGGAAGUGCUUUCCAAAUUCCAGUCCAUGUGCUCCUGCCUGUGGUAAAAAAAAGCAGGGAGAAGCUACAGUACUCCUCCCCAUGAUCAUCGCCCGGGGACUGUCCACCUCGGACACAUACAUGAGCAGGGGGAGGCCUUUUCCUCCGACCCCCUCCACCCCCUUCACUCAAAUGGCUGCGUCUGCAGCAUGCACCACCCCCAUCCACCAUCACUCUGUGUCCACGGGCCUACAAGUCUCACCCCCAUACAGACUAGGACACAGCAAGCGGCGCAGCUCCAUCUAGAGGCCUGGAGGAUGCAAUGCUUAUAAAACCAAGCCCCACCUCUUGUCUACCACAUGGAAGGACUCUAAUACUCUGGCACUAUUUUAGAAUAUCUAAAUCAGGGGUGCUCAACUAACAGUCCUCAUGGGAUCCCUAUCCUGUGGUGAUUUGAUUUCCCCUGACACUUAACCCUGAACUAUAUCCUUGCAAUAUUUUCAGCAUCCUUUCACAUUUUGCCGUAUUUAAGGUUGAAGUUGUUGAUCUUCGAUAUUGGGAGAUUGUUUGAAUGAUAAGAGGACGUUACACUGUGAGAGACAUAUUUAAUGCGAAACAGAGGAUUAUGAAUUUUAAGAAACUGUGCAUAAUGAUAAGCCCACCUGAUUUUAUGUUUGGUGAGUGAAGUUUUAUUUUUCACAAAUAAUAAAGAGAUAUGACGUGUUGCUCCCAGUAUCAUCAAUAAAAACUCCCAGUAGUCAUCAAUAAAAAUAAUGUAAAUAUAUUGAUAAUAUGGAUACCCUAUUUAAACCAAUGUACUUACUAGGGAAGAACCUAUUUUUUCGUUAAGUAUUCUAAAACUCAGUCGACUCUGUCUCGUGUCUGUAACUGAAGUUCAGUUUCCAAGCCGAAGACUUUUGAUCUGCUUUAGUUACUUACUUUAUCUACUCUCAACUUCAAGACCUAUCAUACUUUGUAAAAAGUAUUGUAAUUUUCUUUAUAAUGCUUUUUUUCAUCCAUAUAAUUGUUUAACUGUAUGUUUGUUAUUCAUUUGUUUUGUUUUCAUGAUAGGGUUUUACUCAGUGCAUGUGGGCUCACUGUGUAUACUGUAGUAGACAGUCUAAUCGUAUUUACUGCUGCACUUUAUAACAUUAUUGUAUGCUUUAGGGCACUGGAUACCAGUGCAUUAGAUAUAAUUGAAUAACUGAAUUGAUGCUUACUCACCUGAGUUUUUUGGACCUACAUAAUUUAUUCUUAUAGAUGUCAUGCUCUUACAGUGAGGGAAAAAAGUAUUUGAUCCCCUGCUGAUUUUGUACAUUUGCCCACUGACAAAGACAUGAUCAGACUAUAAUUUUAAUGGUAGGUUUAUUUGAACAGUGAGAGACAGAAUAACAACAAAAAAAUCCAUAAAAAUGCAUGUCAAAAUUGUAUAUAUGAUUUGCAUUUAAUGAGGGAAAUAAGUAUUUGACCCCUCUGCAAAACAUGACUUAGUACUUGGUGGCAAAACCUUGUUGGCAAUCACAGAGGUCAGACGUUUCUUGUAGUUGGCCACCAGGUUUGCACACAUCUCAGGAGGGAUUUUGUCCCACUCCUCUUUGCAGAUCUUCUCCAAGUCAUUAAGGUUUUGAGGCUGACGUUGGCAACUCAAACCUUAAGCUCCCUCCACAGAUUUUCUAUGGGAUUAAGGUCUGGAGACUGGCUAGGCCACUCCAGGACCUUAAUGUGCUUCUUCUUGAGCCACUCCUUUGUUGCCUUGGCGUGUGUUUUGGGUCAUUGUAAUGCUGGAAUACCCAUCCACGACCCAUUUUCAAUGCCCUGGCUGAGGGAAGGAGGUUCUCACCCAAGAGAUUUGACGGUACAUGGCCACGUCCAUCGUCCCUUUGAUGCGGUGAAGUUUGUCCUGUCCCCCUAGCAAAAAAAACACCCCCAAGCAUAAUGUUUCCACCUCCAUGUUUGACGGAGGGGAUUAUGUUCUUGGGGUCAUAGGCAGCAUCCUCCUCUCCAAACACGGCGAGUUGAGUUGAUGCCAAAGAGCUCGAUUUUGGUCUCAUCUGACCACAACACUUUCACCCAGUUCUCCUCUGAAUCAUUCAAAUGUUCAUUGGCAAACUUCAGACGGGCCUGUAUAUGUGCUUUCUUGAGCAGGGGGACCUUGCGAGCACUGCAGAAUUUCAGUCCUUCGCGGCGUAAUGUGUUACCAAUUCUUUUCUUGGUGACUAUGGUCUCAGCUGCCUUGAGAUCAUUGACAAUAUCCUCCCGUGUAGUUCUGGCUGAUUCCCACCUUUCUCAUGAUCAUUGUAACACCACGAGGUGAGAUCUUGCAUGGAGCCCCAGGCCGAGGGAAAUGUACAGUUUUUUGUGUUUCUUCCAUUUGCUAAUAUCGCACCAACUGUUGUCACCUCUCACCAAGUGCUUGGCGAUGGUCUUGUAGCCCAUUCCAGCCUAGGUCUACAAUCUUGUCCCUGACAUCCUUGGAGAGCUCUUUGGUCUUGGCCAUGGUGGAGAGUUUGGAAUCUGAUUGAUUGAUUGCUUCUGUGGACAGAUGUCUUUUAUACAGGUAACAAACUGAGAUUAUGAGCACUCCCUUUAAGAGUGUGCUCCUAAUCUCAGCCUGUUACCUGUAUAAAAGACACCUGGAAGCCAGAAAUCUUUCUGAUUGAGAGGGGGGUCAAAUACUUUUUCCCUCAUUAAAAUGGCAAAUCAAUUUAUACAAUUUUGACAUGCAUUCUUUUUGAUUUUUUUCUUGUUAUUCUGUCUCUUACUGUUCAAAAAAACUACCAUUAAAAUUAUAGACUGAUCAUUUCUUUGGUCAGUGGGCAAACGUACAAAAAUCAGCAGGGGGAUCAAAUACUUUUUUCUUAAAAGCCUUCAGAGAGACAGUUGAGUUAUCGAACAGGUUGGUUGUGACAUAAAAUAGAGCCCUUUGAAAUGAAAUGAAACAGCAAAGUAAUUACAUUCAAACCAAUGGGACAGUCUUUUCCGGCGCCAUGUAUCAACACCGGGUGCAAGGCUUUCAUUAAUGAGUCAGCCACAGGGAAAUAAUAUUUCCCUUGACCACCAGUUAAAUUACAGUGUGGGGGACGGGGAUUGUGUGGGAUGGAGGGUUGGCGCACUUUUGAUAAUCGGUUAAAGGUAGAUUUUUCACCUGAAUGGGAGAUUUCACCUGAAAUGUGCCAGGGUGCAUGGCAGCUCAUGCUUAGAAAACCCACUGACGAGAUGGUCAGUUCAGAUGGUUGUACCAUGAAUGAGUCAUUUCUAGGAAACUGAUUGAAGUGUUGCAAAACCCGUUAUUCGAUCAUUCCAAGGGUUUUAAGUGGCUCUAUCAGUAAGUGCCAAGUUCACAAAAUCAGUUUUUUCUGAUCUUUUAAAAGUUAAGUUUGAAAAGAAUGUGCGAUCGUAAAAAUCAUAUUUUCAUUAUUGCUUUGGACUAGAGUUGGGCUCUUGCCUUAAUUUGGGAGUAUCUCUUCUGCCUUUCUUUGGCCUGAUCAAUCAUGUCAAAGCCUGUUCAGUUGGCCUCCUGGGGUAAAAACUAGCAUAAAAAAACAAAAAAAUCUCAUUAUGCAGAUAUCUGUGUAAUUAAUGAUACAAACCUUGUACCCACUAGAAGUAAAAUGUGAUCAAGAAACAAUCCCCUUAACGGACUUCCUUAAGUGUAAGAGAGGCAUUCCAAUGAUAGCAAGGCCAUCUCAUCCAAACCAAUGUAGUGGCUAAGAGAAGCAAAUGUCCUUAGUGGUAUAUACUUGCCAAACACAGAGAGACUGAUUUUCGUUAUGACUAAUUCAAGGUCUCUCUCCACACAACAUCAACACUGGGCCAACUCACCACACCUACGGCUGCAUCAUAACUCCCUUGCAUUCUGCCCGCUGUUGUCCAUUGUGGAGCCCCUGCAAAAUAAUCAGAUGGAGUUUUAAGAAUAUGAAAUUGUUUGAAUUUCAACACCAUGGCACUCUCGACCUUCUAACCCUAAUUCAAUUGGAACUAAGUAACUCAAAGUAAGUAACUCAACAAACUUCAACUGACUUAACUAAAACUAAGGAACUCAACUGACUAACUCCAAAGACUAACUCAACUAUUAUAACGUAACUCAACUAACUCGACUGACUAACUAACGGGCAACUCCCUCACUCAAUACUAGAGUAACGCAAACGAACUCAAUGAAUAACUCACCUGACUUUCAUUUAGUCUGUUCCACCCCACUGACUCUCCCUAAUCCUGUCUCUCCUCUGUCUUAGGGUACGGCCAUGCAGCCCAGCACGGAUGGAGGGAAGGUGUCUGGCAUGCUCUACGCCCGCUGGGGUAUUUCCCAUCUCCCCCUGGUCAUGUUCCAGAGCUGGGGCGGGAGCGCAUCAACACCCUGGUGCGCUACCUGCUGACACCGCGCUGA